AUGGAUUUUACCGAUAAUGUGGUGCCGGAGGUUUCUCAUUUCUCCGUCGCGAUCUACUUCGCUUUCGGUAGUUUGGCGGCGAGGUUCAUCCUCGACAAAUACGUUUUUCGCAGGCUGGCUAUCAGGAUGUUGACGAAGGGGAGAGUUCCGUCGCGGAUUAAUAAGGAAAUGCAAAUAAAGAUUGUGAAAUGCACGGAGUCGAUGUGGAAGCUAACGUAUUAUGCUGCAGUUGAAGCUUUUGUUCUUAAAUAUACCUUCAAUGAACCCUGGUUUACGAAUAGGAGAAUGCUAUUCGAAGAUUGGCCGAAUCAUGAGUUGAAGAGUCCCGUGAUGAUUUACUACAUGUGCCAAUGUGGGUUCUACAUAUAUAGCAUUGCGGCUAUUCUCCUUUGGGAGACUAGAAGGAAAGAUUUUGCAGUGAUGUUUACUCAUCAUAUAAUUACUGUAAUACUGAUUGGGACCUCAUAUCUAACAAGUUUUUUCAGGCUUGGCGCCAUGACCCUAGCCCUUCAUGAUGGAAGUGAUGUAUUCAUGGAAGCUGCCAAGGUAUUCAAGUAUUCUGGAAGAGAAUUUGGUGCUAGCGUGUGUUUUGCAUUCUUUGCAGUUUCAUGGCUCUUAUUGCGGCUAAUUUUCUUUCCUCUUUGGAUUAUUAGAACAACAAGCCUCGACCUUAAGAAGGUCUUAAACCUGUCAGAGACUUUGCCCAUGUUACUUUACUAUGAGUUUAAUUCAUUGCUCAUAAUGCUGUUCAUCUUCCAUAUAUACUGGUGGGUGCUCAUAUGUGCGAUGAUCAACAGACAACUGAAAAAUAGGGGAAAAGUUGGCGAAGAUAUUAGAUCAGAUUCAGAUGAUGAUUGA
Molecule: messenger RNA, 858 nt
Organism: Vicia faba (fava bean)
Lineage: Eukaryota; Viridiplantae; Streptophyta; Magnoliopsida; Fabales; Fabaceae
Source: the annotation of a GenBank genome assembly